GAACUAGUGGUCCAAUUGGGUUGCUGAUUUGGAUUUGACUUCCCAUUGGCUGGUGGGUUGGCGGGUCUGUACUUAUUUACCUUUUAGAAGUUUACAUCAUGUACUGUACAUAAGAGCUGCAAUACUCCGCUAUCGUCAAUGAAAUGAAAUGCAUGCACAUUAUCAUAAACUUUAAUUAAAAUUAUCAUAUACGGAGUUAUCUUUCUCUCUAAAUUGGAGUUGUAGUCAUACAUUUUUAUUUUAGCUAGAUAGCAUAAAAUUAUAAAAAAUGAAACCUUUAAAGACGAAUUUAGAAGAUAACAUUCUAACAUCUAUAGACGAAGAAACGAAGAAAUCGACAGAAGAAACUUCAGAACUUAAAGAAAAUUUUACAGUAAACCAAGAACUAGAUGCUUCAAAUCCUUCUGUAAAAAGUUCUUCUAUUGAUUCGAGGAGAGAGAGGACCACUUUUACGAACACGCAGUUAAGGGCAUUAGAAGAAAGAUUUAAUACUCAUCCUUAUAUCGAUAAACACGAAAGAGAAGAAUUAGGGAAACGUAUAGAUCUUACUGAAAUUAAGAUUAAGUUAUCGACGUCCAUUCUAGGAUGUUCUGUUUUCAGUGCUAAAAGCAGCUACAAUUAUCACUGCACCGUAUGGAUGACUGCACGAUCUUUCAAGCCACUAGACAGUCUCCUACAGGAUAAACUGUAGGAUACUAGUUAUUGCCUUUUGGGUUCAUUUAGUACACUAUCGCCAACGACAGCGAUACCCGGUUUAUUGAAAAGCUAGAAUAGAAGGCUUGUACAAUUUUUCUUCUUCCUUGUCCUAUCAGUUCUCAUUAAAGAAAACAAGGAGAAAGGCAUAAAACAAUAUUGAAAACAAU
This is a messenger RNA of Centruroides sculpturatus (bark scorpion), 863 nucleotides long. Its product is annotated as homeobox protein ceh-9-like. The record is from RefSeq and is a predicted model, not a curated record. The coding region runs from base 269 to 691 and encodes 140 amino acids. Gene Ontology annotation, biological process: regulation of transcription by RNA polymerase II. Gene Ontology annotation, cellular component: nucleus. Gene Ontology annotation, molecular function: DNA-binding transcription factor activity, RNA polymerase II-specific; RNA polymerase II cis-regulatory region sequence-specific DNA binding. NCBI's taxonomy places the organism in Eukaryota, Metazoa, Arthropoda, Arachnida, Scorpiones, Buthidae. The transcript has 3 exons.